UUUUGGUUCGGGGCAGAGCCGGCGGCUAGCCUGAGGGGAGGAGGCAGAGGAGGGAGGAGGAGGAAGAAUUAGUCGGAACUCGAGCGCCGGCGGCGGUGAAGGAGGAGAAAGGAAAGAGGAAGGCGGAGCGGAGAGAGGCGGAGACGGAGCCGGACGGGGGCGGCACCACGGCACGAUCCCCGCACGGUCCAGUCUGAGGGGAGCGGCCUGAGGAGGAGACGCGCCGCCACCGUCUAAGCCACCGUCACAGCUUCAGCCUCUUCUCGGGCUACGCCUGGGACUUGCUGCCGGGAGGCUUCAGCCCCGCGGCUCCGCGUGCUGCCGUCUCAGGUUUCUCUACAUCUAGAAAGAAAAAAAUUGACACCUUGCAUCCUGGAAGUUCAUUUAAGAGACGGAAAUUAGGGACUUCUUUCAAAUUUGGACAUGGCUAAUCGAGGAGCAACAAGACCCAACGGGCCAAAUACUGGAAAUAAAAUAUGCCAGUUCAAACUAGUACUUCUGGGAGAGUCUGCUGUUGGGAAAUCAAGCCUAGUGCUUCGUUUUGUGAAGGGCCAGUUUCAUGAAUUUCAAGAGAGUACCAUAGGGGCUGCUUUUCUAACCCAAACUGUGUGUCUUGAUGACACAACAGUAAAGUUUGAAAUAUGGGAUACAGCUGGUCAAGAACGAUACCAUAGCCUAGCACCAAUGUACUACAGAGGAGCACAAGCAGCCAUAGUUGUAUAUGAUAUCACAAACGAGGAGUCCUUUGCCAGAGCCAAAAACUGGGUUAAAGAACUUCAGAGGCAAGCCAGUCCUAACAUUGUAAUAGCUUUAUCAGGAAACAAGGCUGACCUUGCAAAUAAAAGAGCUGUCGAUUUCCAGGAAGCACAGUCCUAUGCAGAUGACAACAGUUUAUUAUUCAUGGAGACAUCAGCCAAAACAUCGAUGAAUGUAAAUGAAAUAUUCAUGGCAAUAGCUAAAAAGUUGCCAAAGAAUGAACCACAGAAUCCAGGAGCAAAUUCUGCAAGAGGAAGAGGAGUAGACCUUACUGAACCCACGCAGCCAACCAGGAGUCAGUGUUGUAGUAACUAAACCUCCAGUUUGAACUUGCUGGAAUUUUCUUCUGCUUCCUAAAUGUUAAUGACAGUGGAAUUGGAGCAUUUAACCAGCCCAGUAUGACUUCCAAAAAGAAGAGACUUAUGAUAGAGUCAAGUUUCUAAUACAGAAUUAUUUUAAGUGUUUUGAACUUAAUUUUUAAUAACAUGCAUGUGACCCUCUGACUAAUGUUUCAGAAGUAGAAGAGGGGAAUGAGAGCUGUGUGUGUACGCUUGUUUCCUUGGACGGUUAGGGAAUCAUUUCUUGUCACCAGGGAUAGAGUCAAAGGAUGAUGUAAACCCACAGUUAACCAGCCACUUAUAUGUAAAAGAUUUGGAACUUAUUAAUUUGGGCUUUUCAAAAACAGUCUUUUUUUAGAAGGAGGUUCUAAAAAUAUUUAUGCUUAGCUACAGUAUUCAGGCAACUGGUAAUUUCUUAGUAUGCAUAUUUAAAAUGUACAUUCCACAUUUUAACAAGUUAACCACAAGAAAACAGUCCCACAUCUUCAGGGGGGAAAAUACGAACAUUAGUGGUAUCUGAAGUAUAGCCAGUCCUGAUAUUUUUAGUGGGGUUAAAAAAAAAGUCAAAUGUAACCUCAUCUUGUUUUAAGAGUAUGAAUACUGAUAAAUGCAACUUAAUGGAUAGUGUUCCCUUCAAACAUGUGAGCUCUUCAGCAGAAGUGGAACGAACCAGGUGUCUGUGAUUUCUGUUUAAUCACUGCUGGCCAUUACAUAGGUUUUAUUGUUUGGGGGAAGGGAGGGAGCUUUUGUUCCCUUUGGACAUAAUACAGUUAAUGCACUAACAAUUAUGUACAUUCAAACUUGAUUAUUUUAAAUUCGAUCUUCAGCUGUACUGUAAAUAGGGUACUGCACUGUAGUCUCCAUAUAUGUUUAUUACUUUCCUGUAAUAUUUAAGAAUUACUUAAAAGUAUACAAAAUGUACAGUUACUAAAACAGCUAAUUUUUCCUUUUCUCUCCCUUUGAAAGGAAGGGGCUUCUGUUGUUCCUACAUGGCAUAGAACCAUAAUAAACAAUGUACCAGUAAUUUGUAACAUAAGUAUUGCAGUAUGUUAGUAACAAUCUUGCAGGCUUGUUUUCCAAAGUUCAUUUUAUUUUGAUCAGUUCAGUAUAUUGCACUAAUUGUUCUAGGUAUUUUCAUUAUAUGAAAUCUACCAUGUGUCAGAGACGAUUUAAUCUAUUUAAGUGUUGAACUGCUAGCAGAACUUGUACAUUACAGUAAUUCAGAAUUAGUAAGGAAAACAGUUCACCAGUGUUUAGUUUUAUAUUGAGGUGCUCAGGUUGGAAUAAAGUGGUAUAAAAAAGCAA
Messenger RNA from Neogale vison (American mink), 2399 nucleotides. It is a transcript of the gene RAB5A, whose product is annotated as RAB5A, member RAS oncogene family. The transcript is spliced from 6 exons. Gene Ontology annotation, molecular function: GTPase activity; GTP binding. The record is from RefSeq and is a predicted model, not a curated record. Bases 424 to 1071 code for a protein of 215 amino acids. NCBI's taxonomy places the organism in Eukaryota, Metazoa, Chordata, Mammalia, Carnivora, Mustelidae.